AUGGCAAUGGGGGCAAAAUUUGCCCCCUCGUAUGCCAAUAUUUACCUAGGAUAUUUUGAAUUGUUCAAAAUAUUUGGGGACCUUAAUGAUUAUAAAAAGAACAUUAGAUUCUACACUAGGUUCAUCAAUGAUGUACUAAUAAUCUGGAAUGGCAGUAUAGAACAGAUGGAAAAAUUUGUUACAUCAUUAAAUAAUAAUAGUAUGAACCUAAAAUUUACUUGGAGCUGGGCAAGAGACGGUAUAAACUUUUUGGACCUUAAAGUAAAAGCAGAUAUGAGUAACAAGAUUGUGAGCAUGGAAACCUUUAGAAAGGAACUGGCAGGAAAUACUAUUUUAAGAGCAGAAUCUAAUCACCCUAAACAUCUAAAAAGUGCCAUACCUAAGGGACAAUUUAUGAGGCUGCGCCGCAACUGUAGUAGUGUAGAGGAUUAUAAUAGACAUGCAGACCAACUAAGAAAAUGUCUCAUUGACAGAGAGGCAAAAGAACCUAAAACUCCUGUGGCCAAACACUUUGCAACACAUAGACAAGGAGCAAUUUAUGAUAGAGCUAUGCAGGAUCAAAUAUUGACAUUGUUUCAGUUUCAAGUGAUUGAUCGGGUACCCAAGAGAAUUUCAGGGGGUGACAGAUUAGCAAAACUUAAUAGGAAGGAAGCCUUCUGGAUUCACAAGUUGGAGACCGGUUUCCCAAAAGGCCUUGUCGCAUAUUAUACAUCCAUAACAAUGAUUUUUGUUGGUGCUUCUCCUCUGAAAGCUGAAAAUGAGGAUUCCUCAAGAGAAGAAGCCACUACAGCCAUGUCACCAGAGAGAUCUGAUGAGGAGAUUAACAAAUACCUGAGAAAGGCACAUUUUACGACAGCAUCACAUGAGGAUAUUUCCUUUACUGAUUAUGGAGAUGUACCAGGGUGUUAUGAUAUUAUAAACUGGAUCCAAUCAGACAUCCCAGGGAGACUACAUCCUAAUAAAGUUGGAAGUUUUAACUCCUUAGUUCCUGUGGGAAAACAGCUUAAUGUCAAUGACAGUGUGAUCAUUUGGAGCCCUAAAUUAAAAACAAUGCCCACAUCAGUUUGUAAUGAAAUCUGUGCCCAUGGAUACAGAAAGGUUCCUUGGAAGGAAUAUCCUGCCUGCUGCUAUGGUUGUGUGCCGUGUGCAGAGGGAGAGAUCUCCAACACAACGGAUGCAGAAACCUGUAUAAAAUGUCUCAAAGAUCAGUGGCCCAAUGAUAAGAGAACUAUGUGCAUCAGAAAGACAGUUGAAUUCCUUUCAUUUGAGGACACAUUAGGAAUUGCCCUUACUUCAGUCUCCAUCUUUUCUUGUAGUGUCACGAUUGCUGUUCUUGUAAUUUUCUUUAUGCAUCACACAACUCCGUUAGUAAAAGCCAACAACCAGAACCUCAGCUACACCCUCCUCCUCUCCCUCAUGUUGUCCUUCCUCUGCUCCUUACUGUUCAUUGGACGUCCUGUGCAGGUGACUUGCCUACUCAGACAAGCGGCCUUUGGGAUAAUUUUUACUGUUUCUGUCUCUUCUGUCCUGGCAAAAUCAGUCACUGUUGUAAUUGCCUUCAAUGCCACCAAACCUAAGAGCAAAAUAAAGAAGUGGGUGGGAUCCCGAGUGUCCAUCCGUCUGGUCCUUGUCUGCUCUCUAGGUCAGACAAUGAUCUGCACGCUGUGGUUGGCUUUCUAUCCACCAUAUCCAGACUAUGACACUCAGUCUUACAUUAAGAAAAUGAUAUUACAAUGUAAUGAGGGUUCUGUCACUGCAUUCUACCUUGUGAUAGGCUACAUAGGAUUCCUUUCGGUGGUCAGUUUUUUUGUGGCUUUCCUGGUUAGAAAUUUACCCUCCAGUUUCAAUGAGGCCCAGAUGAUCACAUUCAGCAUGCUGGUGUUCUGCAGUGUUUGGAUCUCUUUCAUCCCAACGCAUCUUAGCACCAAAGGCAAAUACAUGGUAGCUGUAGAAAUAUUUGCAAUGCUGGCUUCUAGUGCAGGGCUGCUGGGCUGUAUAUUCAUUCCCAAGUGCUACAUUAUAUUAUUUAAACCUGAAUUUAACACCAGGGUACAUGUGCUAAGUAAACAUUAA
Molecule: messenger RNA, 2073 nt
Organism: Bombina bombina (fire-bellied toad)
Lineage: Eukaryota; Metazoa; Chordata; Amphibia; Anura; Bombinatoridae
Product: vomeronasal type-2 receptor 26-like
Exons: 6
Coding region: 1-2073 (690 amino acids)
Biological process (GO): G protein-coupled receptor signaling pathway
Cellular component (GO): membrane
Molecular function (GO): G protein-coupled receptor activity
Source: RefSeq, a predicted model, not a curated record